AUGGCAGAACCGAUAGAAGGUAUUCACUUUUCUAACUGGAACCCUUCCGUCGACACUGUUCAUACCUACUCCUGGCUGACUAAUGGAACUACUUUAACAACUCGUCACUCCCUCCAUCUGUAUACUUCAAAAAACCUUGCAUCUGUCACAAAAAAGCUGGCUGAUCACAUUUCUGAAAUAUUCCAUGAAAAAGUCAAUGCCUUUGGACUUGAAUGGAAUCAAUACAAUAGUAAAGAAAAUCUAAUGAUAAUGGAUGCGUUCUGUAAUCCAGUUCAAGAUUUUCAGUUAACAGGGGACACUUCGAACGACUCUUCCAAAAAUGACGUGUUGACUUCCAUUUUGAAAAAUCAAAAUGCCAAAGAAACUAUGACUCUGUGGAUUAAUCCAAGCUCAGAUUUCAGUUUUGAUUUUAGUCAAUUCAAGAAUUCCUUAGAAAUCUUGGAUAUAACAGACUCACAUUGGAUAACUAUUCAAAACAUUUUGGAUGUCAGAUGUGUAAAAUUGUACCUUCAUAAGUCAAAUUUUCUCCAAGCAGAUUACAAAUUAUUGAUUGAUAAAUGGAGAGAUGGAUGGACUCCAAAUUGGAAGACAAUGAGCAUUGAACUCAAUGAAGAUAUCAAUGUUGAUACCUGUGUCGAUGGAGAAUAUAUUGAUUUGGAACCAGAGAACUAUAAAAGUAGAAAAGUAGUCUGUGGAAAUUUACCAAUUCAACUCAAUCGAUUCAAAGGAUUUUUCGAAGGCAAUUGUGGAACAGCCUUUAUGCAUGCAUAUCAUAUUUUACGAUCAGAUGGGUGUAUUGCAACGAUUGGAAUAGCAGACGAUAAAUAUCGAGUUGGAUGGUUUCAUAUCAGAUAA
Molecule: messenger RNA, 855 nt
Organism: Caenorhabditis remanei
Lineage: Eukaryota; Metazoa; Nematoda; Chromadorea; Rhabditida; Rhabditidae
Exons: 3
Coding region: 1-855 (284 amino acids)
Biological process (GO): embryo development
Source: RefSeq, a predicted model, not a curated record